Xyrichtys novacula (pearly razorfish) is the source of this 10624-nucleotide messenger RNA. NCBI's taxonomy places the organism in Eukaryota, Metazoa, Chordata, Actinopteri, Labriformes, Labridae. The record is from the annotation of a GenBank genome assembly.
AUGUGUGUGUGUGUGAGUGUGUGUCAAAGUCCAGGCUGCAGCGGUGUGUGUGGCUAUGUGUUACAGUCUGAUGGUAGAUGUGUGUUGAUGAACAUGGAAGAGCGAAAGAAGAAGAAGAUCCUGUGUGUCGGUCUGGUGUGUUUGGACAUCAUUAACGUGGUGGACAGGUAUCCCGAAGAAGACACUGACAGCAGGUUAGCAGACGGGCUAAUGCUAAGACGAGCUAAUGCUAACAGAGUCAGAGGGUCGCAGGUGUUCAGUUUACAGGUGACAGUGUUUAUACCAGUGCUUAUCCGCCAAUGAAUGAUAAAUACUGCUUUAUUAUGAGGUAGACCUGAUCGUUGACUUCAUCUUUUUGAAUGUCAGAGGUAUUAUUAUUAUUUUUACUGACUGUUGUUACUGAUAACAACUGUGCUGCAGAGUUUCAGCAGGGGUGUGUCCACAUGGGCGGCCUGAGGUGGUACUGCCCCCUUAAAACCUGACUGGCCACCUAUGUGAUGACAUCACUGUACAGCAUGAAGUAGGACUCAUGUUGCAUGUGGUAAUUCAUUCAUUAACCUUAACUCAGGGCUGCCAAGUUAGAAAAUGACAAGAGUGAGACUUUCAGACAGUGAAAAUAUGGUAUGUUGUAUCUGAACAGGUUAGCUUACGAGCUCAAGUUACUUAGCACAGAUGAAAGUUAAAACAAAUAUGUUUAGCAAACUGUUAAAGUACACAAACCAUCGUCAUAUGAGAAAUCCAACACUAUGACUCUCCACAAGUUGUCCUUCAGGUCGUUAUCUUUGUAAUGUUUGUGUCUUUUAUCAAAAAGCAUUCUGUUCUCCAACGCAUAAACAAUCAGCCGGUCGGCCAUGUUGGAUAUACCGGUGAAUCAGACGUCACAACAACACGCAAUCUGAUUGGUCAGAAGUGGACACACAGUGUGCAAAACUUUAGAAAAGUCAACCGCAAUAUCGCAGGACAGGAAAACGUCACUGAUGUGAACACUUGUAUUGACAGGAUACGGGUUAAAAAAAAAUAUUGACGUCUGAAAUAAUCGCACAACAAAAACGGUCCCGGUGUGAAAGGACCUUUAGACUGAUAUCCUCACCAUGCCAGCUGCUCUACCUGCACUGUGGCCUCCAAAUCCUAGUCUUAAUUGACCAGAAAUUAAAAAUGAAAAUUGUAACAAGAAUUUUGAAAAAAUAUACAUUUAUUCGUCAACAUUACAUUUCAACCAACUCUCCAUCAUUUAGCUGGGGACAAGACAGUAAGAGAAGCCAAGACCCACCGUACGUUGCUUCUGAUUGGUUUAUAUUGCCUUUCGUGGUUGGUUUGAUUUAGGCACAAAGGACUGAUGGAUUGGUCUGGGAUUGGCUAUCUCGGUCAGUCAAUCAGAGUUACUCGAACUACGGCAAGGCAAGUUUAUUAUCAUGAAAAAAUAAAUUCAGAAUAUUGAAUGCAUGAGGAAUGUCAAGUGUGGCAUGUGGUGUGAGAAUGGGUCAAAUUGCGUGACUCACACUCAAAGCGUGACGCUUGGCAGCUCUGUAUAACUUAUGAAUGAAUAAACAAACAGGACAAACAGCAUCUGGUUCUACCACAUGUGAUAAUUCUUUUUAGUCAUCUAGUUAUGUGUCUGCUGUUUGUUUUCAGCCACUUCCUUACAGCCAACAUAUGUAAGCUCCCAUGGUUGGCCCAUUGUUACUAUAUCAAUUAAUAAUAGAUAAUUGGUUGGUUAAAUCUGCAGAAAUUUCUUAUCUGCUGAUACUGACAUCAUGCUGAUUAUAUUGUGCAUCCCUAGUGUCCAUAAUAUCCAUAAUUACCUCCGCCAAGGAGGUUAUGUUUUCGGUAGUGUUGGUUUGUUUGUUAGCAACUUUACAGAGAAAGUAACAGACGGAUUGACCUGAAGUUUUCACCAGAGGUGCGUCUCAGCCCCAGGAGGAUCCCAUUAAAUUUUAGUGGUGAUCCGGACAAAAUUCUGGAUACUGUGAUCCAGAACACACAAAAAUAAGGGUUUCAUUGGAAUUUUCAGUGCUGAAAGAUAACCAAUGGGCGGCACAGUGGUGUAGUGGUUAGCACUGUGCCUCACAGCCAGAAGGUCCUGGGUUUGAAUCCCGGUUAGGGCAUUUCUUGUUUUAGGAACAUUAUGAACAGUGAACAUACCAGUUUAAACACAAAUAAAAGUUAAUAAAAGACACGUAACAGUAAAAGUUUUGGUGUGAAUCUCAAUAUAAGGGGGGACAUGAGCUGCUUGGCGGAGGUCUGCGCUCUCCGAGUGCUUUUCUAGUUCCCCCAUAUCUUAACCCCUUCAACAGUGCACUGACAGUAAAGUAUAAUUUUCUGGCAUCCUGCAGGUGUCUGUCUCAGCGGUGGCAGCGAGGAGGGAACGCCUCAAACUCGUGCACGGUGCUGUCAUUGCUCGGAGCUCCCUGUGCCUUUAUGGGCUCUCUGGCUGCUGGACCUGUGGCCGAGUGAGUGCCGAUCAAUACGUACAUCACUACACAGUUUUAAAUACAGUCAUCAAUGAGUGAGAUGUUGAUUUCAUUGUCAGAUAAAGACAAGUUUAACUGAAGUCCUUUAAAAGUUUCUUAAUCCUUGGAGAGAGAGGGCCCUCCUCUUUAGUUUUACUUUCGGUGUCCAGUAUUUCUUCCUAUUUUAAUAUCAUUUAAGGAUAAUUUCCCAUCUGAAGGGUUUCAGGAUUUUGAAGUGACAGGGAGGUGUAAACCUUCUCCCAUUUGUAGUUUUAUUUUGGAGGAUUUUCAGAAGUUCCACAUCGAUGUGUCUCUGGCGCCUGAGCACGCUCAGUGUUUCCUCCCAGCCUCCAUGGUCAUCAGCAACAUCAGCACAGGAAGCCGCACCAUCCUGCACAUGAACAGGUGUGGCCAGGUGUGUGUGAGUGUUGUGUGUUAUUAACUGCCUCUGUUUCAGGAUCAGCGUCACUCACCACAGAGCCGCCCUGCCUCCUGUACCACCAAUCAGGUCACAGUAACCUGUGGGUCUGCAGUUUUAUUUUGUAGGAGAGAGUUAAUAUGAACAGCUUCCUGUAUCUGUCUCUGUCAGUUUCAUCAUGGCCGACUUCUCGCAGCGUAAGAUCGAUGUGUCAGCUGUGGCCUGGCAGGUUGAAGGUCAAACUCCGUGUGCAUGUUGCGUGGUUUGUCCGUCCAGCGGAUCUCGAACAGUCGUUCUCUCUGACACGUAAGACGACCUGACGACCAGUCAGAGACAAACAAUGUUCACUAAACACCUCUUUCUUUUCACUUAGACUGAGUUACAGUAGAAAUGUGUCAUCACUUAUAGAAAUCAGAGAGAUAAUAACUCAUCGUUUAGCUUAUCUAACUCGGUAUGUACAUAACUCUGAUAAUAAGUGUAGUCUAACAGCCAGACAGCAGUGUUUACCAUUUAAUUCACCGCUAACCAUCAGUUUUAACCCUCAAUAUUAUAGUAUUAUACCUUCAGUAGAGCAACAGGGCCACAAUAAAAAAAAGAUUUCUGGGGAGAAGAAGCUGUUAUGUUAAAGGAGUAAAGUUGGAAGGUAAUCACAUUAUCAUAUUGUGAGAGUAAAGUGAUACAGUGGUACUUUUUGUUUAUGGUGAGCAGCCAGCUGUGUGUACCAAAGGAAAAGACAUGGAGUUUCUAGUUAAAUUAAACUUUACUGCAGGUUUCACUAAUGAAGAAAUACUUACUGUUCUGUCACCUCCGCACCACAUAUUUAUAAGAACCAGGACUCUGAAAAGACUGAGCACAAAGCUGAGAUGUGUGGCAUCCCCUUUCAAACCAGCAUCAAAUUAAAGUAAACUUAUAUGUUGAAAUAGGACAAAAGCAGUUUGAAGUGCCCAGUUAACCCUCUGACUGCUGGCUCAGUAUUCCAGUACACAGUAUUGACAGUAACCAUCAUUACUAAAAUAAUUAAUAUUGUAAUGAAACUGAAAAUAAGCCAACAGUGUUACGCUGAGAUCAUGGCUGAGGUCUUUUACGCAGGUUGCCACAUACCAUACAACCAUGAACAGCAGCAAAGAAGCAGCAGACUGUCAGUGAACGGUCUUAGAGAGGUUCUUAAAGAGACGAUUAGACACUUUUGAAAAUAUAAAGCUUGUGCCUCUUCAGGUUACUGAUUCAUUAAAUACUUUGCAACCAUUCAUUUAACAGUUUUCAUCCAGUUCCUCACAAUUUUCUUGAAGUAGCUUAGAAUUAAAAGCAUAGUUUAAGGAACUAUGGAAAGAAAACAACUUCAACUUAAGAUGGGAAAGACACCAACUGGGAAAUACCAGUUCUGGUCCAAAGAGAACCUCUGCUCUGGUUAAAACUUUCAGAUGAAGAAGCUUCAACCAUCCCUUGUAAUCUCCUCUCUCUUGACGUUGCGGGUGUAAAAAAGAAGUGAGCAGAGGUGUUUGGUGAACACUGUUUUAUCUGCCUUCAAAGAAAUUUAAUCUGGAUCUAAUUUGAUCUCAAUUGACUCUGAUCCUGAUCUUGGUGACUGCAGAGUGAAAUUGAAUCCUUGAUCGACCAAUCAGAUGAAGUGUAGAUCAGGAGAGGGUUUUCUCUGAUAAUUAAAAUUCAUUUAUUUAAUUCAAGUCAUUUAUUUUGUUUAGGAAUUAAAACAGUUUUGCUUCUUAAAUCUGCUUAAAUGUUCAUUCCUGGAAUCUCCUGAUUUUAGUUUCUGAAAAUAAAUCUGUUUUUUUUUUUUAUGAUCAGAGUGAAAGAUUAGAAAAUAACUGGGUCAUCAAGUGAAUAUUUAAACAAUAUUUUCCAAUAAUUUCCCUGGUUGGGACAUUCAGACUCAACCUCCAUCAAAGAGAUGGAGAAUUUGAUGAAAUCCAGAGUGAAGUCUGUAAUUUCGAAGAGAAUUAAAUUAAAGUGAACUGAAAUAAGAGAGAGAUAAACCUACUAACAGACUGACAAAUGGACAGAAAAAGAAAAAUAUACAAAAUAAAAAUGUAAAAACUAUUCCUUCAUGUAUAAAUACAUUUUUCAUGGAAGAGUGGAAAGAAGUUACUCUCGUUAAAUUCCACCAAUUCUCGGUUUAUAGAUGUUAACUAGCGAUUUAGUUAGCUUGACAUGUACAUUAAACAUCUCUACUUAAAGACUGUCUAAUUCUUUGUAUAUUAAUAAUAAAAAUAAAAGUUGUGGCUUUUGCUGCAGGCCUUUCACAUAAUGAAGUUUUCAAUUGAAUCCAUGGCAUUAAAAAAAUGUAUUUAGACAGUAAAGACAAUCACACUGUAUACACACAGCCUCUCAGCUAAACUAGGCUAACAGCUCUAACUCUCUGAAUAUUUCAGAAGAGUUCUAAAUCUGUUUGCAGCUUUUACUUCGUUCACUGAAUUUCAACACAAACUCUUCAGUUUAGUUUCAAUCAGCUCAUGUCUCUGCGAAGUGUUUGUGAAAAUUAAUCAGGGUUAAUUUUCAGUGAUUUGUUUAAUUUCUGUCUGAUGUUUAAUGCAACCUCAUUUAUGCUGAAAUAUAGAAAAAAUUGAAAGAUGUUUUAAUGUUGUUUGUGAAGAUUUUCACUCCAAAAUGCUCAAAUCUAUCUAAUAAACAAUCUAAGCUCUCAUCUCAGUUCUCUUACAGACACUCAGGAGGAUUAAGAAAAUAAACAUAAUCUGCUUUUUUAAGACUUAACCACCAGAGCUUUCUGUUAUCUUAUAAAUACCUCCUGCCUGUGCAGGAAGUUUAUUAUUUCUUUGAGUCAUUUUGGAAGUAAACUUUUCACACUCAAAUUGACCAAAAGUGUUAAUUGAAACAGAUUGUUUUGAGUCUGUAAUUUUGUCUGAUACCAGGAGCUACAGUGGACGCCUGACUGUAAGAAAAUAAAGAUUUUCUGUGCUACAUGGUGACUGUUGGACUUCUGAAGACACAAUUUCCACAGUCUGCAUUGACAAAACUGCUCAUCUUUUAAAAAAAGAGUAAAGUAUCACAUCAUCAGAGUUGUUUCGAGAACUCUGUAUUAUCUGCUGAAGGGGGCUGUGAGCUGAGCUGCCACUAAGCAUUCAUACAACUGACCUCAUGGUACCUUUUAUCUCUACUCAUCCCUGUUUGGCCACAUUUUACACAUCUUUGGAUGAUAAACAGGCUCCACUUUUGCCACUCCCAUGCCCCUGCAGUCCAAAAUAUGGUUGUUUCUGAGACAUCAACAGUCUUCGCCUGCAAAUACAAAAUUGGUGUGGCGUUUGUGCUUCAUAUUUGCUUUUAUUCUGCAGCAAUUGAAGAAAACCUCAAAACAGCUUGUAGCUGUGUAAUUAAGAGCAGCUCUCAACCUGGAAAUUUUUCUUUUAAAAAUAGGUGUAGCCACUUUUCAGACAGACCAGGCUGCGGACACAGCAGAUCAUCUCCAUAAGCACAUGUGCAUGUCAAACCUCUGUAGCUGUAAGUUCGAUGUCCACAUCGAUCCCAGAUUCCCAGCUUUUCAAAGGCAUUCAGCAAUCUCACCCGUGGAAGUUGCUCUUUGUCAUGUUGACUCAAGACCUAAAAUAUUUUUCAGAAAGUCCAGCAGACACCUUAGUGUGGAAGGUUGUUAUGUUUACCUGAGAAAAAAAUCUGCUCUUUCCUCUCAGAAGUAUGAAAUAAGUAGUUUUUAAAUGAAAAAAAUAAUAUGUCCUAAUUUUCGGAAGUAGUAAUUAUCUCAAAAAUCAAAAAUUUGAAAUCAAAAUUUAUAUAAAGAAAACAAACAAACAGGACUGAAAAGGUGUUUAAAUGUUCAGAACUCCUUAAUACAGGAAAGCAGAGCAGAAUUUUCUUUCUCUACAGUGAAUGUAACAUGCUUUCAUACUUCAGUAUAUCAAGUUAUAAGUUAAAAAGUUUUAAUCCCCCUCAUUCUUAACUUGUUAAGAACUUCUUAAAAAGUUCUUGUGAACACAGAAGCUCCUCCUGACAAACACUGAGAUUUACCUCUCAGUUAUCUUUUUAUUUUCGGUCAGCCCAUCUCAGCCUGAUGAUGUCACUAUGAUGUUGUCAGGCUUGGCGGGCUUAAUGAAGGGUUAAACAUUAACCUCUAAUAUCAGAUUAAUGGAGGAGUUUCUGUUUGUGUUUGUCCUCCUGUGUUUCAUCAUCAGUAGCAUAAACUCUGGCCUUAAAUGCUCUUCAGGAACCUUCCAGAUGUCACAGCCGAGGAUUUCUCCAAAGUCGACCUCCAACAGUUCAAGUGGAUCCACUGGGAGGUGAGCUGCACCUGCAGAAACCGAGAGUAAACAUUUGACUGAACAGAAACCCGAUCAAUAAAAGACACUCCUAAUCUGACUGAUGGGUCUUAAUUUAAAAGCCAGACUGACCUGAGGGAUCGAACCAACGGAGCUGAUGUUAUAGACCUCAGUUUCAGUGAAGUUGUGUUGAAUAUGAAUAAAAACUGAAUACAGUAAUUUGCUGAUCCUUUUGACCCUGCUGUGUUGCAGGUGGUAAAUUAUUGAACCACCUGCAACUCAGCAGAUGGUUCAAUAAUUCUUCAGUCUAAAUGAUCAUAUUUUAAUGAUUGAGGGGGGGCAUACUUGUCAUAGAAAUCAAAAUUGCCCUGCUGUAACAGAAACAAUGUUUAAAAAUCAGAUAUUUGGUGCCUAUUUUGGUUUUCAAGCUUCUGUUAUCAUGAAGGAGACGAGCUUUAUGACCUCCUCUGCAACCAGCCAGUAGAGGGAGCUCUAACUUUUUUGGUUUCAUGUUUAUGAAGCCACCAUGUUGUCCCUCUUUGAAAACAGUCUACGGUCUGAGUUCAUAACCUCGUCUUUUUUUUUUUUAAACUCACAUGACGAGUGUUUUCAUUGGCUGUGACAGAUACUGAAAUGAGUACUGUUGCUUCUGUAGGAGCUGCAAAAGCAAACAGGACCAUCAGCAAGCAAUGGACUAUAACUAUAAAUUAAUUUUUGAUGUGAGAAAGCUCUGCUGUGGGGUAGAGACUGAAGAAAGGGGUUAAAUCAUGCUGAGAAACAGAUUUUAAUAAUUAGAUACUAUUUGUUUGAAAAAAAAAAAAAGACGUUAAAAUAUUACAUAUACAUCUACAGGCCAAAGUCAGCUAAGAUAUUAGAGGUGCUGCUGUGUCCACAGGGGGCGCUAAAGUCAACAAAAGUGCAAGUUCCUCCCUGGAGGUUUAAAUUUUGGAAGGUUUUUAAUGUUUUGUCUGUCAAGUUGUCAUUGUUCAUGUUUCUGUGUUCUUUGUGAGUCCGAGAUAGAAACAGUAAACCAAAGAGAAAGAUUUUGCCAAAAGUCUGAGGGUAUCUCAGGUAAAUUUAUAGAUCUAGAAAUGUCAUCCAGACAAUAUCCCUGACACCUAAGACAUGACACAUAUUUUCACCUUGAAUAUGUUGUCACUAUCACCGAGUUUUCUACUCUUGCAGGGCAGAAAUGCUGAUGAACAGGUGAAGAUGAUCCAGCAGGCAGUGAAGUAUAACAGCACGCUGCCUCAGGAGCAGAGGAUCACCAUCUCUGUGGAGAUAGAGAAGACCAGAGAGCCGCUCUAUCAGCUCUUUCCUCACGGUGAUGUGGUACGAGUGUCUGUGUCAUAAAACCUGAGACUUUCAGCUCUGGUGUCCUCAGAUAAUCACAAGGUCCCCAGGUCCAUCUGUUCUCAGUGUCCUCUCUGUAUCAUAGGUAGUCUUUGGUAGAUUUUUCCACAGGGUUUCUGCCGAUCCUUAAAAAGUCUUAAUUUUUUUUUCAUUUAUACACAUUAGAUUGCACUGUGUCUGAUGUUUUCCUUAAAUACUCUAUCAAAUCUACACUCCUUUGUAAGUAUUACAUAAUUUUUGUAACCUUAUUUUGUGGAUUACCUUAUUGAGGUGACUAUUUCCUGCAUUUAUUCUUAAAGGAAGACCUGGCCUUAAAGGGAAAAAAAUGUAAAUACUGAAUCAAAAUUAUUAGAUAAAAACUCAAAACUAAAACAGUAAGGCAUAAUUAUGAGAUAAAAAGCCACAAGCAUGAAACUAAGAGGCAGUUGUGAGAUAAAAAGUCAAGAGAGUGAAAUAAAGAGCCAAAAAAUGAGAUAAAAUCUCAAAAUAACAAGAUUAAAAAUUUUGGUUAUGAGACAGUAAGUCAAAUUUACGAAACAGUCGUAAAUAUGAGAUUAAAAAAGAUUAAGUAUGGGAUCAAAAAUAGAAAUUUGAGAUAAAAUGUUUCAGUCGAGAAAUAAUAAGUCAUGAUUCAAAGAUAAAAAAAACAGACUGGAAGAAAUUAAAAAAUAUUAGCUAAUCAAAAUUAUGAGAUCAUAAAAUACUAGAAAUGAUGAUUAUUACGUGAUUAAAAAGUAAAAAUAUUCAAAUAAUAUCAACAAGUCCCUAAAAUUAUCAGGUGUUCAGGUGUCUCCAGGUUUGGUUUAGUCCUCAGAUCACUCUGAGGGUUUUCUUCAUCACGAGAGGUCCUCAGGUCUGUUCACUUCUCACUUGUUCUUUUGGUCCCAGGUGUUUGUCAGCAAAGACGUUGCUCGACACUUUGGCUUCCUGUCUGCUGAAGCUGCUCUGAAAGGACUCUACAGUCGGGUCAAACAGGGGUGAGUAGAGGUCAAAGGUCAGCAUGCAGUUGGCUCCCUCUGAGAAGUUUCUUUGACCUGUCUGUCUUCCACUAAAGCUUCUUUCCUUCUGACCUGUCUGAUGUCCCUCAUUUGUUGUCCUCACCUGUGUCACCCCUCUCUCUCACUCUCCCUCUCUCUCUCAGGGCUGUCCUGAUUUGUGCCUGGGCAGAAAAAGGAGCAGAUGCGUUGGGUCCCAAUGGUGUUCUCAUACAUUCAGAUGCUUUUCCUCCUGAAAGUCUAGUCGAUACUCUCGGAGCCGGAGACACUUUUAACUCAGCCGUCAUCUUCACGCUGUCCAACGGUGAGAUUUAUUGUAGCUUUUAACUUUAAAUUAAAUAUGUUCAUGUAAAUCAUAAAAAUAUGGAUGUAAGAGUUGCAGUGUAUUUGAUAAUGAUAAUAAUCACCACCUGGCUCUCUGAAAUGUUAAUUUUAAGCAACAUUAGCUUUGAUUACUUAUACAUGAACAUGGGAAUACGGCACCUUAGAUGCUUAAAACAGAGUAAAAUCAAUGGAAGGAAAAAAAACUGGUACAGUGUCACUCAUUCACUUUAUUUAGUCAGAAAGAGUCUGGCCUGAAAUGUUCAACACUUGGUUCUGAUCCAGUAAAAUCUACUUUUUUAGCUGUAGAAACAAAAUGACAACCUUUCCAUCACAACAGUUAAUGCAGUACUUUAAACGUGUCAUCAGUGAUAUGAUGGCCAUGCUGCAGAAUUAUCAGAAGUAUUGGAAUUGUUGGAAUUAAGUGUUGGCAAUUAUUUAAUUAACUAUUGUAUAUUCCUCUCAUAAGACAAACUGUCACCCGUGUUUGUCCUCAUCACAUUCAGAUCACUCAUCUCUGAAUGUGUACCACAGGGAUCUGUUUUAGAGCUUUGACUUUUUUAUCAGCUUCCAAAAAUUUGUUCUGAUUACUUUGUUUGUUUGAUUGUAUGCACAUCACUCAGCUUUAUACAAUCUGAUCCUGAUGAAUCUACAGUUUAAAGUUCUCCAAACUCAGGCUUAAUUUUAACAACGUUUAAACUUCAUAAAUGAAAAUUCUUUUGGUCCACAGGUGGAAGUUUGCAGGACGCUCUGACAUUUGGCUGCAGAGUUGCUGGAGCGAAAUGUGGCUUUCACGGUUAUGAUGGGAUUGCGGAAAAGUUCAGAAAUGACUCUCCAAAGAGUUAA